Closterium sp. NIES-67 is the source of this 1956-nucleotide messenger RNA. The record is from the annotation of a GenBank genome assembly. NCBI's taxonomy places the organism in Eukaryota, Viridiplantae, Streptophyta, Zygnematophyceae, Desmidiales, Closteriaceae.
AAUCCGAGCACGACGUUGCCUUCAACCAACGCCAAGCCUCGGCUCCGCGAUGGUCAUCGGCAACUGCAUCGUCUGCUUCUAGUUCGCACGUCUUCGUCAACGACUCUUCCUCAAUCCCUCCAUCCGCGGUCGCUUCUCCUUAUGGCCGUUUCUCUCCUUUUCCGAGCCACCUGGCUCCUGGCUUCUCAGAUCGUCCUGGUUUGUCUGGAAAUUUGACCAACUCACGCACAGACUCUGGUCAAGAUACAGGUCACCAACGGUCUCUGUCAUCUGGAAGCUUCUCAUGGCAGUUUCCUCUCGCUCCUCCUCCGCGUCCGCCGCCGUUUUCGCCUCCAAUGUACGGAUAUCCGCAACCCGAGACUCCGCGUAUGACCAGAUCGCGAGAAGAUGCAGCCGUUUUCACAAAUAGCAGAUUUCGCACGGCUGAUUCUCCUGCAAUGUCGCCGGCGAGAACUGGUAGCUCGUCAUCUAAUGUAUCUGCACCACCGGUUUCAUCCUCUGGAAAUUCCGUGUCAACAUUGGAACGGAUUGAGACGGUGAAAGAAACGCCUAGUGAAAAACCGCCGCUGAAACUUCCCUGGAUGACCCCGGUUCUGGUGGCAUGCCUCAUCGUCGUGUUCCUGGUCACUAUGGGGUUGAACAACUGUCCCCGGCAUGCUCACCCUGAUGACCAGACCUGCGUCUGGAGGUUUCUGCAUCGAUUCUCCUUCGAGCCGCUGAAAAGAAAUCCCCUCUUGGGGCCGUCUGCACGCACGUGAGUGGAUGGGACUGUAAGGUAUCACAUUGAAAAGUCCCACCCCAUAUUUAAGUUUCAUUGUGCAUGUGUGCAUAGCAAUGAUUUGUAGCACCUGAGCAGCUUCCUCAAUAUGGGAGCCCUAAAUGGGGAUUUGGUGCGGAAUCAUCGCCAGGGAUGGAGGCUUCUAACAACCAUGUGGCUGCAUGCUGGCACGGUGCAUGUCAUCUGUAACCUCAUCUCUCUCACAGUUGUCUUCAUCAGGCUGGAGCAGGAAUUUGGACCCUGGCGUCCCUUGGUGAUUUUCUAUUUUUCGGGAGUUGCCAGCACUGUAUUUGCAGCCAUGUUUCUAGGAGACAGUAUAUCUGCUGGAGUAUCAGGCCCACUGUUUGGUCUUAUCGGAGCUACCUUUUCAGAAAUCAUUUCCAAUUUUGGCUUCUAUCAUAACCACUUGCAAGCAGUAGGAGUCCUGUUGCUCCUGGGACUUGUUAAUCUGGCCAUUGGACUCAUGCCUUUCAUUGACAUCUUCACCUGCAUCGGCGGAUUCCUCUCAGGCAUUCUCCUCGGAUUUGCUCUGUUGGUCCAGCCUAAACCCAGCUUUGUCGGCCUGCAGAGAGCAACGCCUGCUGCCAUAGAUACGUUGAUGAGGGAGGGGCGAGGCAUUCCUGUGGCAAUGAAGUACACAGCAUGGCAGCAAAGAAUCCGAAUGGCUGCUGCUGCUGCAUUUCUUGCCCUGCUCUCGUCAGCGUUCAUAGUUCUUUUUGUGAUAAACGACACGGCCAGCAGAUGCUUAUGGUGCCACUACAUGGCAUGCAUUCCAACAUCCUUCUGGACGUGUGAUGUCCCAACUGUUGCCACAUCUGCCACUCCAGUCUGCCAGGUUAACAUUGUCUGCACUGGAUUCCACAAAGAUCUGCUUCUGAUUCGUUGAUGUUUUCCGUGCAGGUGAAGACUUUCUUAAACCACACAGGGCUGAUGACGUGCACCAACAGCACUAGUGUUGCCUUCUCCACUCUAUCCAUUGGCUCUAACAAUGACUUGCGUUUGUUGUGCACCCAAAUGUGCGCCCCGUGAAUGUAUCACUCUCCUGCAUCGUGUGAUAGUCCUCUUCAUUACGUGAGUGUCUGGGUUUCAAUUUCUUCUGGAUGUGACCACCCUCUGGCAGAUGGUGAUUUCUGGAGAAGUUGCUUGUGACUGAUCUGGGUAACUGAAAACAGCAUGAC